CAGCGGGCACUGUCCGGGGACCACGGGACGCCCACCAGCCCUGCCUACCAUGAUCCCCCCCGUAAGCGGCACCCCUCCGGGAGAGGCCCUCUUCCCCAGCUUGGCGCCUCAGGACGUCUGGAGGUCUCAGAUCUCUGGCUGCUCGGGGUCUGUGACCCGCCACAUCAGCCACCGGGCCAACAAUUUCAAGCGACACCCCAAGAGGAGGAAGUGCAUCCGUCCGUCUCCGCCCCCACCCCCCAACACUCCGUGUCCCAUUGAGCUCGUGGACUUUGGGGACCUGCACCCCCAGAGGUCCUUCCGGGAGCUGCUGUUCAACGGCUGCAUCCUCUUUGGAAUCGAGUUCAGCUAUGCCAUGGAGACCGCCUACGUGACCCCCGUGCUCCUCCAGAUGGGCCUGCCCGACCAGCUGUACAGCCUGGUGUGGUUCAUCAGCCCCAUCCUCGGAUUCCUGCUGCAGCCUCUGCUGGGUGCCUGGAGUGACCGAUGUACCUCAAGGUUGGGAAGGAGACGUCCUUUCAUUCUUGUCCUGGCUCUAGGGGCGUUGCUGGGCCUCUCGCUCUUGCUAAAUGGCAGGGACAUCGGCACUGCCUUGGCCGACACGGCCACCAAUCACAAGUGGGGGAUCCUCCUGACCGUGUGCGGGGUGGUGCUGAUGGACUUCAGUGCGGACUCGGCGGACAACCCCAGCCACGCCUACAUGAUGGACGUGUGCAGCCCCGUGGACCAGGACAGAGGCCUCAACAUCCACGCCCUCCUGGCGGGUCUCGGAGGAGGGUUCGGAUACGUGGUCGGGGGCAUCCACUGGGACAGAACUGGCUUCGGGAGAGCCCUUGGGGGCCAGCUGCGCGUCAUCUACAUCUUCACUGCGGUCACCCUGAGCAUCACCACCGUGCUGACCCUGAUCAGCAUCCCAGAGAGGCCCCUGCGGCCCCUGGGUGAGAAGCGGACGGCCAUGAAGAGCCCCAGCCUCCCGCUGCCCCCCUCGCCCCCGCUGCUGUUGGAGGAGGGGGCCGGCGACGCCCUGCCCGCCCAGGCCACCAGCUUGUACGCCAGCUUCUCCAGCCCCAUCUCCCCGCCCAGCCCCCUCACGCCCAAGUACGGCAGCUUCCUCAGCAGGGACAGCUCCCUGACCGGCCUUAACGAGUUCGCCUCUUCCUUUGGCACCUCCAACAUCGACAGCGUCCUCAUCGACUGCUUCACGGGCGGCCACGACAACUACCUGGCCCUCCCUGGCAGCGUCCCCAGGCAGGCCAUCAGUGUCAGCUUCCCCCGGGCCCCCGACGGCUUCUACCACCAGGACCGGGGGCUGCUGGAGAGGAGGGAGGGGGCCCUGACUUCCGGCUCAGACAGGGACGUGCUCAGGGUGGGCUCCCUGGACACCCCCAAGCCCAGGGCCUCCGGGAUUCUGAAGAGACCCCAGACGUUGGCUCUGCCGGAUGCAGCCGGAGGAGGCGGCCCCGAAACCAGCAGGAGAAGGAACGUGACCUUCAGCCAACAGGUAGCAAACAUCCUGCUCAACGGCAUGAAGUACGAGAGCCAGCUGACGGGCUCCAGCGAGCACGCGGAGCGGCCUCUGUCUCUGGGCAGCCUCUGCUCCACCAUCUGCCACAUGCCCAAGGCGCUGCGCAACCUCUGCGUCAACCACUUCCUGGGCUGGCUCUCCUUUGAGGGGAUGUUGCUCUUCUACACGGACUUCAUGGGCGAGGUGGUGUUCCAAGGGGACCCCAAGGCCCCGCACACGUCAGAAGAGUAUCAGAAGUACAACAGCGGCGUGACCAUGGGCUGCUGGGGCAUGUGCAUCUACGCCUUCAGCGCGGCCCUCUACUCAGCCAUCCUGGAGAAGCUGGAGGAGUGUCUGAGCGUCCGCACCCUCUACUUCAUCGCCUAUCUCGCCUUCGGCUUGGGCACCGGGCUGGCCACGCUCUCCAGGAACCUCUACGUGGUCUUGUCCCUUUGCAUAACCUACGGGGUCCUGUUCUCCACCCUGUGCACGCUGCCCUACUCGCUCCUCUGCGACUACUACCAGAGCAAGAAGAACUGUGUGCCCACCACCACAGCCAACCUAGACCAUGUGUCACCCUCAAAGAAACCCUGUAGCCAUCAGUCUGCUGGCCUCCAAGACCACCACUGGUCGGCGUGCCAAGUCGGGGCUCCCCGGGUGCAGCAGGAGUUGCUGUGUCACCCUCUUUUAUGGCCACAGGGCGCUCCCAACGUGGUUUUUUUUUGUUUUUGCAGUAACUUUGAAAAUUUUAAAUACUGCAUUAAAAAUACUACCUGCUCACUGAGUUCCUGACGCCCCUCUAAUUUGGGGCCCCAGUCUCUGGCCCACCCUGGUUUGUUUUAAAGGUUUUGAGGUUUCUGACAAGUUCAGCCAGGGCCGCCCCACGCACAGUGCUUUUUACGUACGAAGAGUGAAAUCCCCCAGUAUCGGGCUCCCAGGAACCACAGAGGGGAGGCUGGUGUCUUCGGGUGGUGGCUGUGACAGCUCCCCGUCAGCUUAGUCACGCCACACGAGCUGGGCAUGACAGCCCUGUCCCCUUGUCAGGCCCCUGGAGCUCUGAGCCCCCUUCACUGGAGUAAACCAUGAACCAAUUUUGGGCAAAGGACUGUCCUUCCUCUCAGGCAGGGGCACCAGGGUCAGGGGUUGCCCUGAUGGGAUUCAGUCACAGUUGCGUGGAUGCGGAACCUGCGUGGCCACAGCCUCCAGGGGGCUCCUGUCUGGGCUGGAGUCCAACCCAGCACCCAGAGGACCUUCUUUGCAA
This is a messenger RNA of Ictidomys tridecemlineatus (thirteen-lined ground squirrel), 2765 nucleotides long. NCBI's taxonomy places the organism in Eukaryota, Metazoa, Chordata, Mammalia, Rodentia, Sciuridae. The record is from RefSeq and is a predicted model, not a curated record.